AUGAUAUAUUUCCCGAGGAUUAUGUAUAAACCUGUGUUAAUAAUAUACUUCGAAGAAUUCAACAAGCAUAAUUUAACACCUAUCUAUCUAACUAUCUAUGUCUCUCAUUCUAUCUAUCUAUUUAUCUAUCUAUCUAUGUCUCUCAUUCUAUCUAUCUAUCUACCUAUCUAUCUCUCUAUCUAUCUAUGUCUCUCAUUCUAUGUCUCUCAUUCUAUUUAUCUAUCUAUCUAUCUAUCUAUCUAUCUAUCUAUGUCUCUCGUUCUAUCUAUCUAUCUAUCUAUGUCUCUCGUUCUAUCUAUCUAUCUAUCUAUCUAUCUAUCUAUCUAUCUAUCUAUGUCUCUCAUUCUAUUUAUCUACCUAUCUAUGUCUCCCAUUCUAUUUAUCUAUCUAUUUAUCUAUCUAUCUAUCUAUCUCAUUCUAUCUAUCUAUCUACCUAUCUAUCUAUCUAUCUAUCUCAUUCAUUCUAUCUCUCAUCUAUUUAUCUAUCUAUCUAUCUAUCUAUCUCUCUAUUCAUCUAUCUAUCUAUCUAUGUCUCUCGUUCUAUCUAUCUAUCUAUCUAUCUAUCUAUCUAUCUAUCUAUCUAUCUAUGUCUCUCGUUCUAUCUAUCUAUCUAUCUAUCUAUCUAUCUAUCUAUCUAUCUAUCUAUCUAUCUAUCUACCUAUCUAUGUCUCUCAUUCUAUUUAUCUACCUAUCUAUGUCUCCCAUUCUAUUUUUCUAUCUAUGUCUCUCAUUCUAUCUAUCUAUCUAUCUAUCUAUCUAUCUAUCUCAUUCUAUUUAUCUACCUUAGCCUAUUCCCAUCUACCAAUCUAUCUAUCUCUCUCUAUCUCUUUUCCCUGUUCUUGUUCUCUCUCCCCUUCUCAACAGGGCUAUUUCACCCUUCCCUUACCCCCUAUCUUCCACAUUCUUUCUUUCAUUUUAGCAGGUUUUCACCAUUCGUUAAUUCUCUUUCUUUGUCUCUCUCUCUCUCUCUCUUUCUCUGUCUGUCUCUGUCUCUCGCAAAUUGGCUCUUAUUCACCUUUUAUUUUUUCAAUCUCUUCUUCCCCUCUCUCUCUCUCUCUCUCUCUCUCUCUCUGUCUAUUUAUCUAUCUGUUUCGCUCCCUUUUUUUCCUCGCUCUCUCUCAAAUUACCUUCUAUCCAUUUAUCUCUCCUUAUUUCUCUCUCUCGGUCGCUCUACUGGACGCCAUGAUGGAUAUACUCUUUGUAGUAGCAUUAUUUUGUUGGCUCUCUCUCUCUCUCUCUCUCUCUCUCUCUCUCUCUCUCUCUCUCUCUCUCUCUCUCUCUCUCUCAUAA
Messenger RNA from Acanthosepion pharaonis, 1290 nucleotides. The record is from the annotation of a GenBank genome assembly. NCBI's taxonomy places the organism in Eukaryota, Metazoa, Mollusca, Cephalopoda, Sepiida, Sepiidae.